Molecule: messenger RNA, 1911 nt
Organism: Entamoeba dispar SAW760
Lineage: Eukaryota; Evosea; Mastigamoebida; Endamoebidae
Product: ankyrin repeat and ibr domain containing protein, putative
Exons: 1
Coding region: 1-1911 (636 amino acids)
Biological process (GO): protein polyubiquitination; ubiquitin-dependent protein catabolic process; positive regulation of proteasomal ubiquitin-dependent protein catabolic process
Cellular component (GO): ubiquitin ligase complex; cytoplasm
Molecular function (GO): ubiquitin protein ligase activity; ubiquitin conjugating enzyme binding; zinc ion binding
Source: RefSeq, a predicted model, not a curated record
AUGACAUCAUAUCAAAAAACUAAUGAAACAGGUAAAUGUGAAAUGUGUAAUAAAGAAAUUAGAGGAUUUCAUCAUCUUUAUAAAUGUUCAAAAUGUGGAUUUGGAGUUUGUUCAGAAUGUCUAAAAAAAGGACCUACAUGUAGAUGUAAUCAAGGAAUGAUACCACUGACAGAAGAACAAGAAAGAAAAAUGAAUAUAUUAAUGGAAAUGGGAUUUCCUGAUUAUAUUUGUAUAUUUGCAUUAAAGAAAUAUAAAUGGAAUGUUGAAGAAAGUAUUCCAUGGAUUAUUGAUAAUAUUCGUACAUUUCCAAAACCAGAAAAACAAGAAAAAAAAAUAGAAGAAAAAGAUAAAAAAGAAGAAGAAAUAAUUUAUUUAGAAGAUGAAAUGAAAUGGAAAGAAAAAAUAGAAGAAGGAGAAAUUAUUUCAAAGAAAAAAAAAAGAAUAAAUAAUAAAAAAAUAAAAGAAGAAGAAAAAGAAGAAGAAAAAGAAGAAGAAUGGCAUGAGGAUGUAUUUGAUGAUGAAUUAUAUGGAAAUGGAGAAAGUGGAGAUCCAAGAAUAGAAAAAUAUUAUGAAGUUAUUGAAGCAAAAGAUAUUAUAAAAAUGAUUAAAGAAGAAUGUGAAAAAGAAUCAGAAAUAUUAAAUAUUAGUCCAGGGAAUGUUUCAAUACUAUUAAAAAGAUAUGGGUGGUCAAAAGAUAAAUUAGAAGAAGCAUAUUUUUCAAAUUAUGAAAAAGUAUAUAAAGAAAAUGGAAUAAUAAUUAAUAAAGAAAAAAAAGAAAAUAUAGAAAAAAAUUGUCCAAUUUGUUAUGAAGAAGGAGAAAUGAUUAGUUUAAAUUGUGGACAUUAUUUUUGUAAAAAAUGUUGGGAAGAAAGAAUAAAAACAAUGAUUGAAAGUAUAGGAAGUAAUGUUGUUGAAAGUUUAUGUAUGGAACAAGGAUGUUUAUGUAAAAUUAAUUAUGAAAUUAUAGAAGAAAUAGGAAAUAAAAAAAUAUAUGAAAGAUUUAUGUAUUUUAUUAGUAAAGAUUUUAUUAAUCAUAAAAAAAGUUAUGUAUUUUGUCCAGUAGAUACAUGUGGAAGAGCAAUUCAUUAUUUUGAUACAUCAAGAAAAGAAGUAGAAAUUAAUUGUAAAUGUGGACAAAAAUUUUGUUUUAAAUGUGGAAGAGAAAUGCAUAAACCAAUAUCAUGUUUAGAAUUUAUGAAAUGGAAUGAUUUAGUAACAAAUGAUUCAGAAAGUAUGAAAUUUGUUAAUACUAUUUCUAAACCAUGUUUUCAUUGUGGAUUAUAUACAGAAAGAGUUGAUGGAUGUAAUCAUAUGACAUGUUGUAGAUGUCAUGGAGAAUGGUGUUGGAUGUGUCGAGGAGAUUGGAAAACACAUGGACCACAAACAGGAGGAUUUUAUAAAUGUAAUUUAUAUGAAAAAUCAGAAGCUAAAAAAUUAGAUGAUCAAACACAAAGAUUAAAAGAAGAAAAUAAAAAAUUUUUAGAAUAUUUUGAUGAAUAUAUUAAAUAUAAUAAUUUAAUAAGAGAAAUUAAUAAAGAAGAAGAAAUAUUACAUAAUAUAGAAAUAAAUAAUGAAAAAAUUACAGGAAAAUCAAAUCAUGAAAUAUUAGAAGCAGCAGAAAUUUGUAAAGAAGCAUAUAAUAUUAUUAAAUAUUCAUUUGUAUUUGAAUUUUUUAUUAAAGAAUAUGAACAAAUUUAUAAAUUAUUUAAUUUCCGUCAAAAGAAAGAUAUUGAAAGAGUAAAUGAAUUAAGAGAAAUAUUAAAAAAAAUAGAAAGAACAGGAAUAAUUGAUAUUCAAAAAUUAAGACAAUUAAUAGAAAAUGUUAAAAAAGUUACAGAAUCACUUUCUGAUGUAUCUACUGAAAAUCUUAUGAAAAAUAGAUUUGAAGAAAUUAAAAAGAAAAAAAAAUAA